GUAAUAAUAACCUCUUCUACACCAAUUAAUACAGCACGUGAUACACAAUGCAAUUUGGAUUUGUUAUGUUGGCAACACGAACUCGACUCUUGUCGUUUCCACCGAACCUCAACUGAACGCUACCCUAAAAUUUUGUAGGGUAGAGUUCAACUAAACCUUUGGCGUUUCCACCGUACAAGCGCUGACCCCAACCCGACUCUAACCCGACUCUGACCCGAUUUGGACCCUCGAUGGAAACGUAGUCAUUGACGACGACUCCGAUGAUCACCACAUUUUUUUUCUCUGAAAGUGAUAGCGUCAAAAUGGUGUCUAAUGUAUUGCUACGUAUAAGUAGCUCGUAAUUCAAAUAUGAUGAUGUAUUAUCGUGGAAGAACGAUUUUUACGCAUGCCUUAAAACAAUUAAACAAUUAUUUUCAAUUAACUACUUCACGUCAUUUUCAAAAUCCUAAUGUAACCGUACUAAGUGCCAACAAAAAUGUGUGUAACAAUCGCAUAGUUUGGUUAGAUAUGGAAAUGACUGGACUUGAUAUAAAUACAGAUUACAUUUUGGAGAUAGCAUGUUUAAUUACAGAUAAGAAUUUACAAGUUAUAAGUAAAGAUUUAAAUAUAGUUGUACAUCAACCAGAUGAAAUAUUAAAUAAUAUGAAUGAUUGGUGUUUACAAACUCAUAAAAAAGAUUGAUUGAUGCAUCACGUUCAAGUAAAAUCACAAUACAAGAUGCUGAACA
Messenger RNA from Megachile rotundata (alfalfa leafcutting bee), 727 nucleotides. RefSeq names its product probable oligoribonuclease. The record is from RefSeq and is a predicted model, not a curated record. Lineage: Eukaryota; Metazoa; Arthropoda; Insecta; Hymenoptera; Megachilidae.